UUUUUCCCAAGUCUGAGUAGUCAGGUUUCAGUUUUCCUGGUAGUCUGAUUUCUCAGGAUCCAGUCGAUGAUGGCCGUCGUGGCACCAAGAGGAGGGCGUGGUGGUGGUGGUGGUGGUGGUGGUGGUGGUGGUGGUGGUGGUGGUGGUGGUGGUGGUGGUGGUGGUGGUGGUGGUGGUGGUGGUGGUGGUGGUGGUGGUGGUGGUGGUGGUGGUGGUGGUGGUGGUGGUGGGGACAGUGGGUCCGACAAGGGGAUCGGGGAUGGCUGACCCAGACGCCCUUCACAUCCC
This is a messenger RNA of Closterium sp. NIES-67, 288 nucleotides long. The record is from the annotation of a GenBank genome assembly. NCBI's taxonomy places the organism in Eukaryota, Viridiplantae, Streptophyta, Zygnematophyceae, Desmidiales, Closteriaceae.